Molecule: messenger RNA, 375 nt
Organism: Histoplasma capsulatum G186AR
Lineage: Eukaryota; Fungi; Ascomycota; Eurotiomycetes; Onygenales; Ajellomycetaceae
Exons: 3
Coding region: 1-375 (124 amino acids)
Source: RefSeq, a predicted model, not a curated record
AUGAGAACACCUGUCGUAACCCCCAACAGAUUUUGCCCACUGAUUGAGUGGGACCACAACGCCCCGCCUCCAGCUGAUGGUGAUCUCAUGAGAGAGGACUCCCCCUAUUUUGAGUUUCUCAACGCAGCAACUACUAUGUGCCGGAUACAUCGAUGCUGGGGAAGGAAAAAGGAAAUAUUUGGACAGCGGCGCCAUCGGACCUCAAGCCGCAUUUGUUGCUUUACCGAGGCAAGCCCAGUGAAUUUUAUACUGGUAUCCUUGCAAGCUCACUCAAGUCCCGGCGCCUAUGCUAGGAGACUCUUGUGGACUUUGCGGACUGAACUUUCAUAUAUGGCCUUCUCGCAAUCGAACAACAACGGGACAGAAACAAAUUAA